Messenger RNA from Durusdinium trenchii, 2063 nucleotides. Lineage: Eukaryota; Dinophyceae; Suessiales; Symbiodiniaceae. The record is from the annotation of a GenBank genome assembly.
CAGGUGUCUCUUCCGCCCUCGCCCCACGCGGGGACGGAGCGGUCGCGCGCGCGGUCCGGGCUUCGGUGGAGCUGGCUGCGCCCGUGUCGAAUCGUGAAGUGGCCACCUGGUUUGGGCAGCUCUUUCAGACGUGUGUCGCCGAUGCCCUCCAAAUCUCCCCUCAGCGCAUCGAACUCUUGGGCGUGGAGGGCUGCACCCUGGCCUUCGCGCUGCACCCGCAGGCCGAGCGUGGCGCCGCCUCGCGCCGCGCGGAGGCCGAGGCCUCGCCGGAAGCGGCGAUGGAGGAGUUCUUUCAGCAGAUGUCUUCCAGAGCUUCUCCCUUGUCUUAUAGUGAACUGGCGCCCUUCCUGCCCAUGGCACAAGUGUCACAAGAGUCUUUGGGGCCUCCGCCACCUUUCCUGCCACCGGCCGGACGGCCUGCAGCGCUGCCUGAAAGUCCCGGGUUGGGAGCACUGGAAGAGGUGCUGUCCGGCGUUCUAGACAGGCUCUUUGAGGUGAUUUCGGCCUCCGGUGUCGACCCAGCGAUGGCCUUUGCGGUCCUGGACCGAGACCAAAAUGGCGUCAUCGCUGUGGCGGAGAUGGUGGCACUGCUGCAGCACUUGGGGCUGCCCUUGUCUCAGGAGGUCUUGGCUUUGCCCAGCGAGAGCUUUCUGGACUGGAACGACUUCAUGCGAAGCUUCCACGCUUGGCAUCAACGCCAUGCACAGCCACCCCCACCAGGCUUCGGUGCUUCACCAGAGGAGAUGCACGAGCGAUGCUUGUUGCCGGACUUCUGGAUGUUCGCGAUCUUGCAGGAAUGCCAAUCCGGCCGGAUUCCAAGCGACGGCCCUCGCCCCGCCGAGCGCGGCAACGGCGACGCGGCGGCCGCGCUGCGCCCCGCGACGUGGCGCCUCUUCGCUGCCGCGCUCGGCCUCUCCGACGCGGCGGCCGCGCACAGCUUCCGGUUCAGUGAUCCGCAUGGCCUGGGCACCGUGAACUACCGGAACUUCCGGCGCUAUUUGAACCGCCUCCAGGAGUUGUACUGCCAGCGGCACCCCGAACUCCAGGAACCCUUGCAAGUCCUGCGGCAGGCGGCGCGCGCCCAGCUGGAACUCGUGAACGUGGACGACGCGCCACUCGCGGAGCCCGGGAAGACGGCGCAGGUGGUCGAGGUCUUGCGGCGCAUGGGGCACACGCUGGAGACGCCGGUGACACUGCCCGAUUUGCAUGAGCUGCUCUUGGCCUUGCGUUUGCCACCUCACCUGGCUCAGCCCUUCUUGCGCUGGUGGCAGCAGCUGCACCACGCUUUCGUGUCCGCUGAAGCCGGUGGAGUCAUGGAGCUGAAGCCGUUGAGCUAUGGGAAGUGGCUGGCCAUGCUGCGUGCCUCACGCGGGUGGCUUCAGAGUCACUUAGAUGGCUUCUGUGGUGCAUGCAUGCUGGCGGGCCUGGACUUGCGGACGCUGCUGUGCUUCGCCCUCCGCCGCCCUACGCAGGCCUUGGCGGGCGAGGAACUGCUGGAGGUGGUGGCGGGCCAAGCGAACUUGCAAGCGGUCGAUUUGAAGGAUGUGCUGUUGGUCUUGGACCCCCACGGGUGUAACCAGAUCUUUGCUCCUGACCUGGUGGAAGCCUACGAGAAGUUCCGCGGGAGGUUCGAAACCUUGCUGAGCACCAUGGCCAAAUGCAUUGGCUCCAAAUCCACCGAGCCCGAUCAGCUCUUCCGGCGAAAGUCCUUAGCCGCCUUUGUGGGUGGCAUCUGUCGAUGAGAGGUCGUAGACUCCAGCAGGUUCGGUGUGGUGAACUGGGAACUCCCUGGAAGUCGACUAUAGGAAACUUCCUCAAAUCAGGUCCACAGGUCCUGUCUUUUUGGACUCCCAGGGUCACCUGGCUCACCUGGUUUGCAGGCGCAAGAACGAUGCGAAAGCCUGUCUCGACGGGACGCGGUCUCUGAGAGCGAAGCAAAGACCCUCGCGAUGGGAAUGGCGUCCCCAGCCGUGGCCAUCCAAAAAGAGGUGAGGACAGGAAGGUUUGUUCAGAGACCCUUGCUGAAUCACGUCCUCUGCUCGACAGUCGUACGUUUUGGCAGA